AUGGAUCUACUACUUACGGUCCUGACUGACCAGACCGAUUCUCGCUUCCAGGAGUUUUCUCAGAAUGUUCUGAUAUUGACCGCCAAAUUCCAGCGGCUAUUGUGCUUCCUGAAUCGGAAGAGCAGAUACAGAAGACAGCAAGUUCGUUGGGCUGUGCAGAACUCAGUGCCGUUUGUCACCAAGUUGGAUGGCCACAGCAAUCGGUCGACGGUCGGGGAUGAUGGAUUCGUCAUCGAUCUGAGCAAGUAUUCAGGAAUCGAGAUCGAGACACAGGGGCCGACCGCGAAGCUCAGAGGCAGUAUUCUGUCCAAGUCGGGUGCCCUCUCGGUAACGGCACUUAGGUCGGGACCAUUCCCUAUUUUCUCAACGAUUUUGGCCGCUCAUAUGAUCGAUUCACGGGGCAAUCUUGUCGAGAUGACGCAAGAGAAAGAGCCAGACAUCCUUUACGCAAUCCGUGGAGCAGGCCAGUUCUUUGGCCUGAUUGCCGAGCUGACCAUCAAGAUUUGGCCCUUGUCUGAGCUUGGCAAUGUGGAGUGGACGCCUGUCCUGGUCAUUGCGGGAAGAUACAUUGGCAAUCCAAACAAUGCCCACGUUGCCUUCGGCGCUCUUCAUGCCUUGGGCCCUUUAGAGGCUGAUGGCGGGCCUGUUCCGAUUCAGAAUAUCAGCGACGGACGCCAGGCGCUAGAAGCGAAGGGUGGCUUCAAGACGUUUGGCACUGUCGGUCUGCGGCGUUUCGAUAUUGACAGAUUCCUGAACACUCUAGACGUGUGGAAGCGCCUUGUGACUGAAUGUCCGGAUGCUAUCAACACAACCUAUAUUUUCCAAUGGGAUUCGCGGCCCCCGAGACAGCCCGAAUUUGAAUCUGUGAAUUCUCUACACGACAUCAGAUACUGGCAGAACAACAUCAUAUGGUACACGGAUGUGGCAAGUCACAAGAGGGUAGCCGAACUGAAUGCCGAGUGUAUUGACCCGAUUGAGCUUCGGUUCAGGGGAGAGGGUAAGAUGGAUAAAUCGCGGGGAUUAAAGAAGAAGUGGGAUCCGAGAGGAGCCUUUACCAGACAGCUUCUAGACUAA
This is a messenger RNA of Cryphonectria parasitica EP155, 1074 nucleotides long. RefSeq lists its product as uncharacterized. The coding region runs from base 1 to 1074 and encodes 357 amino acids. Gene Ontology annotation, molecular function: flavin adenine dinucleotide binding. The transcript has 8 exons. The record is from RefSeq and is a predicted model, not a curated record. NCBI's taxonomy places the organism in Eukaryota, Fungi, Ascomycota, Sordariomycetes, Diaporthales, Cryphonectriaceae.